AUGGGCAGGGAUAUCGCGACAGAGAAGGGCUGGAGGCUGAAGCGCGGGGAUAUCGCGAUAGGGAAGCGUUGGAGGCUGAAGCGCGGGGAUAUCGCGAUAGAGCAGCAGCAGCAGCCACAGAGCCCGGCGGGGCCCCCCCGUUAUGAGGAGUCGACGGCCGAGUUUGAGUUCGUGGAGCGGCUGCUGCCCCCCAGCCGCAUCCCCGACCCUCCCCCGCACCCCAAAUAUCCCACCCCGUCCGGCUGGAGCCCCCCCGCAGGGCCCCCCCCGGACCUGCCGUACUUCGUUCGCCGCUCUCGCCUGCACAACCUCCCGGUGUACCUGGGCCAGCGGCAGGGCCGGCGCCUCACGGCGCUGCGCCACAUCCACGGCGACAUCUGGGCGCUGGAGCGGGACCUGAGGGCGUUCCUGGGCUCGCUGGGGGUCGGCGAGGUGCAGGCGCAGGUGAACGAGGUGACGGGGACGCUGCGGCUCAGGGGACACUGGGGGCCCGAGGUGCGGCAGUGGCUGCUCCAGAGGGGCUUCUAGAGACCCCCAAACCUGCGGGGGAGCCCCAAAUCUGCCGGGGGAUCUGCUGUGGGUACACCUGGAGCAUCCUGGAAUGGACCCUAGACAGUGCAAACAUCUGCUGGGGGCACCUCCAGAUCCAUGGGGGCAGCUUGGAAUCCACCUGGGCAC
Parus major (Great Tit) is the source of this 678-nucleotide messenger RNA. RefSeq names its product mitochondrial ribosomal protein L49 (gene MRPL49). The record is from RefSeq and is a predicted model, not a curated record. Gene Ontology annotation, cellular component: mitochondrial large ribosomal subunit; ribosome. The transcript has 4 exons. Lineage: Eukaryota; Metazoa; Chordata; Aves; Passeriformes; Paridae. The coding region runs from base 1 to 528 and encodes 175 amino acids. Gene Ontology annotation, molecular function: structural constituent of ribosome. Gene Ontology annotation, biological process: translation.